Messenger RNA from Huiozyma naganishii CBS 8797, 453 nucleotides. It is a transcript of the gene RPS31, whose product is annotated as ubiquitin-40S ribosomal protein eS31 RPS31 fusion protein. The coding region runs from base 1 to 453 and encodes 150 amino acids. Gene Ontology annotation, biological process: protein ubiquitination; modification-dependent protein catabolic process; translation. The transcript has a single exon. Lineage: Eukaryota; Fungi; Ascomycota; Saccharomycetes; Saccharomycetales; Saccharomycetaceae. Gene Ontology annotation, molecular function: ubiquitin protein ligase binding; protein tag activity; structural constituent of ribosome. Gene Ontology annotation, cellular component: cytoplasm; ribosome; nucleus. The record is from RefSeq and is a predicted model, not a curated record.
AUGCAAAUCUUCGUCAAGACUUUAACUGGUAAGACCAUUACCUUGGAAGUCGAGUCCUCGGACACGAUUGACAAUGUGAAGGCCAAGAUCCAAGACAAGGAAGGUAUUCCACCUGACCAGCAGAGAUUGAUCUUCGCUGGUAAGCAGUUGGAGGACGGCAGAACCCUGUCCGACUACAACAUCCAGAAGGAGUCCACUCUCCACUUGGUCCUAAGAUUGAGAGGUGGUGGUAAGAAGAGAAAGAAGAAGGUCUACACCACCCCAAAGAAGAUCAAGCACAAGCACAAGAAGGUCAAGCUUGCUGUGUUGUCCUACUACAAGGUCGACGCCGAGGGUAAGGUCACCAAGUUGAGAAGAGAGUGUCCACACUGUGGUGCCGGUGUCUUCUUGGCUAACCACAAGGACAGAUUCUACUGUGGUAAGUGUCACUCCGUCUUCAAGACCGACGCUUAA